AGUGACCACCACCACUACCACCACCACCCAUCACAAGUGACGGACCGAGUGCCGGCCGGCCGACCCUGUGUCAAUUGUUUGCUGCCAGCGCUUCUCUGAUUUCGCUUUCGUUCCUUAUCCACGUCGGCCCCAAUGGCCUGACUGACGGGCAUCAGUCCCCCCCCCUUUCCCCCCUUCGCCGUGAGAGGCCACCUAUCGCCGCCAUGGCCACACCAUCCACGGCCCGCAAUGCACAGAAACGGUCCAACUUCCUGCGCGACAUCGUCGUUAUCCGCCUUAUCAAUGCGUGGUGGAUCGCCACCUUUUUCCAGCCGGAUGAGUUCUUUCAGUCCCUCGAGCCCGCUUGGCGCCUCGCCUUUGGGCCCGAGAGCGGAGCGUGGAUGACGUGGGUAUGUUGUUAUAUGUUGUAUUGACUGGUGCAGUAACAGUCAACAUACGCGUGUCUAGACAGCAUUGACUGGACUCUUCUGUUGACUCGCGUCCUCAACCGAGGCUGACCCUUUGUUCAGGAAUGGCAGCAUCAGUUGCGGUCGUCGCUGCACCCCGCGCUGUUCUCCGCCGCAUAUCUCGUGGCCGAUGGGCUCUCCAGCCUGAUCCCCGCCGGCAACGUCUUCCGUACCUUUGUCGUCAUGGCUGCCCCCAAGACCCUGCAGGCUCUCAUUGCAGCCCUCGGAGACUGGUACGCCUGGCGCCUCGCCGUCAAGAUAUACGGCCCCGGCUCACUCGCGUCCUUCUUUGCCCUGUUCCUCCAAGUGUUUAGCCCUUGGCAGUGGUAUGUAUCCACACGCACAUUUUCAAACUCUCUGGAGACGACUCUCACCAUCACGGCGCUCUACUACUGGCCGUGGGAACUGCUCGGGUCAGCCAAACCGGCCAAGGAGAAUCCAAAGGCACCCCAGGCUCUUCACAGCCUCUGGCGAUUGCGCGCCUCCCUGAGUCUGGCCGCCCUCGCUGUGGUCCUGCGCCCGACGAAUGUGUUGAUUUGGGCCACCAUCGCCGGCAUAGCUCUCACGAGGGUUACGCUGAAGGGCUCCUCGCCGCUGUCUUGGGCGGCAACAUUUACUUUUGUGAGAGAAGCCGUCCUCUGCGGGUCGCUAGUUCUUGGGACGUCAUUCGUGUCCGACCGACUGUACUUUGGCUUCUGGACGUUUCCGCCUUACAACUGGCUCAACUUCAACAUCUCCAAGUCGCUCGCCGUCUUCUACGGCCGCAACCCCUGGCAUUACUAUCUCCUCCAGGGCAUCCCGCUCCUCUGCACCACAAGCCUCCCUUUCGCCAUUGCGGGACUCUACAGCCCACCACCCACUGCGUCGCCUGACCAGGCAAACACGCUGCGAACACUCUCAUGCACUAUAUUUGCCACUGUUGGUGCACUAUCGCUUAUAUCGCACAAGGAGGUCCGCUUCAUCUACCCGCUCUUUCCGGUGCUGAACAUCCUAGCUGCGCCUUUUGCAGCGUCCUUCUUCACCUCAGAGCCUCCAUCCCCAGCCGUUGCCUCCAAACCAAAGCCGGGCGUCGCCUCACGCCCCAGCCUCCGCCACAGGCCGUACCUCUUCGCCGCACUCAGCAUCAAUCUCGUACUCGCCGGCUUCCUCACCUUUCUGCACCAACCGGCGCCCCUCACCGUCCUAUCCCAUCUCCGCAAGGAGUACGAGCGCAUCCACCCCUCCUCCGUGCGUCUCGCACACGCGACGCACCGCCCGCCGCAGCCCAGGGACGAGCUCUUCGCCAUGUUCCUCAUGCCCUGCCACUCCACGCCAUGGCGAUCCCACCUCGUCUACCCGGGCCUAGACGCGUACGCGCUCACCUGCGAGCCCCCGCUCCACACCCAGCCGAACACCCCCGAGCGGGACAACUACCGCGACGAGGCCGACCGCUUCUACGACGACCCUGUAGGCUUCCUCGCCGGCGAGCUCUUCGCCCCGGGCCGCGGCAUGGCCCUCCCGCGCUAUAUUAUCGGCUUCGAGGGGAUCGAGCCGUGGCUGCGCGAGUUCCUCGAGACCCCGCGCGGCAGGGAGCUGGGUCUCGCCCUCAGGCCGGUCUGGAGCGGGUUCAACGGGUUCGUCAACGAAGACUGGCGCCGGUCUGGCAGGAUGCUCGUGUGGGACACGGGCAUCUAUGACGACGCGCCUGGAGCCGCCCAGACCAAAACGUGAAUUCCGACAAAAUUCUCGGAUACAUAGCAUGUAAUCAAUAGACUUGUAAUUCUCCUUG
This is a messenger RNA of Purpureocillium takamizusanense, 2214 nucleotides long. It is a transcript of the gene GPI10, whose product is annotated as glycosylphosphatidylinositol anchor biosynthesis, variant 2. The transcript is spliced from 2 exons. Gene Ontology annotation, biological process: GPI anchor biosynthetic process. The record is from RefSeq and is a predicted model, not a curated record. Lineage: Eukaryota; Fungi; Ascomycota; Sordariomycetes; Hypocreales; Ophiocordycipitaceae. Gene Ontology annotation, molecular function: alpha-1,2-mannosyltransferase activity. The coding region runs from base 630 to 2156 and encodes 508 amino acids. Gene Ontology annotation, cellular component: endoplasmic reticulum membrane.